GUUAGGAUAAAGCAAAAAUUAAAUCAUUUGUGUUAUUCAGCUUAAUUAAUUAGAAAUAUUAAUUAAUCAAAUUAAUGGCUGAACAAGGGCUUGAGAAGCAGGAAGUUGCAGGUUACAAUUCUUGUGUAGGAAGUAGGAAAAGUAAUAUGGUGAUUGCGUUGCUUAGAUCGGUGAGUCUUUUGGCGACAUUGGUUGCUACUAUUGUGAUGUCUCUUAACAAAGAAACUAAAACCUUUGUGGUUGCUACUAUUGGUACUAAUUCUAUCAAAGCCACACUUACCGCUAAGUUUCAAGACAACCCAGCAAACAUAUUCUUUGUUUUGGCAAAUGGAUUGGCUACUUUGCACAACAUGUUGGUGUUGGCCGCAAUGUUGUUUGGAAAGAAGAUUGAUCCAAAAGGAAUUCGGUUUAUGGCUAUCUCGGUUUUAGACAUAACAAACUUAGCAAUACUGUCAGCUGGAACAACUGGUGCUGCAUUCAUGGCACAACUAGCAAAGAAUGGGAAUUCACAUGCACAAUGGAACCAAAUUUGUGAUAAAUUUGAGAGCUUUUGCAGUCAUGGUGGUGGUGCUAUUCUUGCUUCAUACAUAGGCCUUGCACUUUUUCUAAUACUUGUUCUCAUCUCUACUAUCAAACGUCAUCAUUCUAUUCAGAACAAUACUCAUGCUUCUGUUUAAGUAUUACAUUUAUUACAAGCUUUACAUUAUGGUUUUUUUUUUUUAUUUUGAUGUCAUGAUUAUCCAUGUAUCCUUUCUACUUUUAUGACUGAUUUCAAUUUAAUCAAUAUUCAUUGCUUAUGUUGUCAACAA
This is a messenger RNA of Spinacia oleracea (spinach), 809 nucleotides long. Its product is annotated as CASP-like protein 1B1. The record is from RefSeq and is a predicted model, not a curated record. NCBI's taxonomy places the organism in Eukaryota, Viridiplantae, Streptophyta, Magnoliopsida, Caryophyllales, Amaranthaceae. The transcript has 3 exons. The coding region runs from base 75 to 677 and encodes 200 amino acids.